UUAGUUUUUGUUCAUUAUCUUUUCAAGAUGGCUGUUAUUUUCAGUCAUCAAAGAUUAGUAAAUUUCUAAAAUCAUUUCUAAGACGAUCCAAAUAGUUAUAUUUUUAGUUCAUUCAAAAAUUUAUUCAAUCAUAUCCUUGUAAUAAGAAUGAUGACUGAAAUCGAGGAAGCUGUUGCAGCUGAAGUACAACCAAGUUUAAUGACAAAUGAAGUACAAGUAAUCGUAAAUAUGCCUGAAGCAGCGAACAAAUUAACGAAGGGUUUGCUAGACAUUUAUCAACCUUCACUGACACAAAUAAAAGAUGAACUGCAAGAAUUACUUAAAAAACAAGAAAGUCUUUUUGACAAGAUGGAGAUUGAAAAUAAACACCUUACGGAAACCUCCGAAGAUGAACUGUGUAAUUCUAUGUACUCAACAAUCAAAUUAUACAAUGAUAAAUUACGUCGAAUAAAGAGAGAAAUGUCAACGAUUCAUGAAAGGACUCUUAAAUUGAAGAAAAGAGCACUUCGACUACAACAAAUAAAACAACGAGAGGCUUUAGUUAGAGAACAGAAGAGAGAAGAGGAGAUUCGCCGUGAACAAGAUUUGAUUGGAAAACCAGCUGUGCUGUAAUUAUUUAUUGUUUGUAUUUUAAAAAAUCUUAGAUUUUCAAUAUUUUAUGGUUAUUAAUUAUGUAUAUAAUAAUUCUAUCUUGAUCGUUUACUAAAAUACAGGAAAAGCUGAUAUGUUUCAUUUUAAAUAACAUGUAGAUUAUAGUUAAAUUUAAAAGUAUUUUGAAUCGUUCAAUUUCACAAUUUAAUGUUUAUUCUUUGUAAAAAAAAUUAAUAAAAUUAACGAGCAUAUAUCAUUCUAACGUUUCAUCAAAAUAUGCGCAUGGUACACACGUCGUUACAUUUCUUUACGUACUACCGAUUAUGGAAUAAAAUUUUUAAGAAACUUGUAAUAAAA
Molecule: messenger RNA, 948 nt
Organism: Chelonus insularis
Lineage: Eukaryota; Metazoa; Arthropoda; Insecta; Hymenoptera; Braconidae
Gene: Pldn
Product: Pallidin
Exons: 5
Coding region: 148-612 (154 amino acids)
Biological process (GO): intracellular transport
Cellular component (GO): transport vesicle; BLOC-1 complex
Source: RefSeq, a predicted model, not a curated record